UUCAGGCUAUUAAAGACAUAUAAGAAGAUAGACAAGUUCAGUUCUGUAAUUUCGCACUUCACGACAAGACAAUGGCGAUUCAGCAACGACGCUGUUGUAAAGCUCUGGAGUCGUAUGAAUCCGGCUGAUCGACAGAUUUUCAAUUUCGAUAUGGAUAACUUGACUUGGGAUUCAUAUCUCAGACACAUGAUACUUGGUAUGCGCGUAUAUAUAACUAAAGAUCCGAUGAGUACCUUAGACAAAGGACGAGAGAAAUAUAGAAAAUUGAAGAUCGCUCACUAUACCCUGUUAACAGUUAUCACGAUUUUACUAGUAUGGGGCUUUAUAAGUUUAAUAAUUCGUAUAAUGUCAUUCUUCUGAUCUUGUAGAAUUUUGUAACAAGUAAUUUAGU
Molecule: messenger RNA, 391 nt
Organism: Temnothorax curvispinosus
Lineage: Eukaryota; Metazoa; Arthropoda; Insecta; Hymenoptera; Formicidae
Product: fatty acyl-CoA reductase wat-like
Exons: 2
Biological process (GO): long-chain fatty-acyl-CoA metabolic process
Cellular component (GO): peroxisome
Molecular function (GO): alcohol-forming very long-chain fatty acyl-CoA reductase (NADP+) activity
Source: RefSeq, a predicted model, not a curated record